Messenger RNA from Miniopterus natalensis, 939 nucleotides. Its product is annotated as olfactory receptor 51G2-like. Gene Ontology annotation, biological process: G protein-coupled receptor signaling pathway. NCBI's taxonomy places the organism in Eukaryota, Metazoa, Chordata, Mammalia, Chiroptera, Miniopteridae. The record is from RefSeq and is a predicted model, not a curated record. Gene Ontology annotation, molecular function: olfactory receptor activity; G protein-coupled receptor activity. Gene Ontology annotation, cellular component: plasma membrane.
AUGGCAAUUCCUAGCAACAACAAUGCCAGCAGCUUCUUCUUCAUACUGAUGGAUCUCCCAGGGCUGGAGACUGCUCCCUUCUGGACAGCUAUUCCUAUAUGCCUUAUCUACGGUCUCUCUUUUGUGGGCAACAUCAUCAUAUUGUACAUUGUCAAGUCUGUGCCCAGCCUUCACACACCCAUGUACCUCUUUCUUUCCAUGCUUUCCAUGGCUGACUUGGGCCUCUCAGCUUCUACGCUUCCUUCAAUGGCAGCCGUCUUUCUCCUGGGCCAGAGGCAGGUGGGAGCCGCAACCUGCUUUACGCAACUCUUCUUCAUUCACACGUUCUCAGUCAUUGAGUCAGCCGUGCUGUUGGCCAUGGCUUUUGACCGCUGCGUGGCUAUCCGAGAGCCCUUACGCUACGCCACCAUCCUCACAGCCCGGCGCACGGGGGCCAUUGGGCUGGCCAUUGCGAGCCGCGGCGCUGCCCUUCACCUGCCCCUGCCUGUGCUCCUCGCCAGGCUGCAGUUCCAGCCGAUGGGCGCUUUGUCCCAUUCCUACUGUGUUCACCCUGAUGUGCUAAGGCUGUCCCUUUCCAGCACUCGUGUGAACAGUGGCUUUGGGCUCUUUGUCAUGCUUUCCACGUUGGGGACAGACGCUGUACUCAUUCUCCUCUCCUACGUGCUGAUCUUGAGGACAGUACUGAGCAUCGCUUCCAAUGCUGAGCGGCUCAAAGCCUUCAACACCUGCAUUUCCCACAUCUGUGCUGUGCUACUCUUUUAUACCCCACUAGUCAGCCUGUCGGUGAUCCAUCGCUUCGGGAAAAAGAAACUUCCAGCUCAGGUAUACGUGCUUCUCUCCUAUCUGCACUUUCUUGUACCUCCAAUGCUCAACCCAAUUGUCUACAGUGUAAAAACCAAAGAGAUCCGGGUACGCAUUCUGAAGAUGCUCCGCUCCUAA